GGUCGCGCGCCGUCCUCGCGAUGACUGCGGACACGAGAAGCCGCGCGAUGCUACUGGUGCUGUUGUUGCUGGCGCUGCAGCUCGACGGCGGCGCUCAGAAUCCCAGCAGCGCGGUGGCGGCGGCGACGGGCGCCGCCGGCGAGCCGAGAGCACGCACCCUCGGACUCCUCGCGGCUACGCUCAAGGAGCGCGUCGACGAGGCCAGGAGACGAUCCGAACAGUUGGAGUUGGUAUUUCUAAUUGACGCCUCGGCGUCGGUGGGCGAGGCAAACUUCCGAGGCGAAUUGAAUUUCGUGAGGAAGCUGCUGUCGGACUUCACGAUGGAGCCGACUGGGACGCGGGUGUCGAUCGUCACGUUCGCCGGAAGGGGCCAGAUCGUCAGGCACGUCGACUACGUGUCGCGGCUCACCGGCUACAGCGAGAAGUGUCAGCUGCUCAACAAACAGUUGGACAACGUCAGCUACACGGGCGGCGGUACCUACACCCACGGAGCUCUCAUGGAGGCCUUUGCCAUUCUGGAGAACAGCCGGGAGAACGUCGAGAAGGUGGUAUUUUUGGUCACAGACGGUUUCAGCAACGGAGGCGAUCCGCGAUACGCCGCGAACUUGCUGAAGGGACUCGGGGUUACAAUAUUUACCUUCGGCAUUCAGACGGGAAACGUUGACGAAUUGCGCGACAUAGCCAGCGAGCCCAGCUACGCCUACAGCUACUUCCUGAAUAGCUUCUUGGAGUUUGAGACUCUUGCGCGGAAAGCAUUGCACAGAGAUCUGAGAGCCGGUGUGUAUGCACCGGUCGGCAAUCCGCAUGAUUGCGAGCUGCUGUGCAGUGCCAGCAGCAGCAACCACGAUAAAGUUAACGAGUCCUCGGGAUGCUGCGAUCCGAUUGCCAGCUGCACCUGCGGCACAGCCAGUGGACAUUAUGCCUGCAUGUGUCCCGCGGGAUACUUCGGCAGCGGCCUCGCCGGCUCCUGUCUGCCAUGCCCCAACGGUACAUACGGCAUGCGCAAAAGUUCCAGAGACUUGUCGGUGGUGUGCGUGGCCUGUCCAGACGCCAAUCAGGUGACCAGGAAGGUUCCGGCGACCUCGUCGAGGGACUGCAUUUGCGCUCCUGGUUUCAGCAACGAACGAACCGGUAUUUGCGAAGCGAUAACUUGCCCACGUCUGAGAGCUCCUGAGAACGGAUAUUUCGUGAAGGAAGAUGUCUGUACCAACGUGUUGAAUGCAGCCUGUGGCAUUCGCUGUAGCAUAGGCUUUCAGCUUCAAGGUGAUAGCAUUAGGCUGUGCAAUGCUGACGGCAGAUGGUCGGGUGAAGAGACAAAGUGUGCGAUGAAAACUUGCGUCGCGCUUCGAGCUCCAACGAACGGACGUAUCAGGUGCGAACAUGAAAACGAGAAUAACCGUAGCAUAGUCAGCGAUAAAGCGGCCCAGCCAAUCGACACUCGCUGCCUGUUCAAAUGCGAAAGCGGAUUUCAACUUCGAGGCAGUAAAGUUCGAAAUUGUUUACCCUUGUCCAGAUGGGACGGAUUAAAGACAACAUGCAAACCGACACUUUGCGAGCCGCUUAAGCCGGUAAUCAACGCAGAAAUCUACCCGAAGAGUUGUAUGGGACCUAAAAAAUUGCCUUUUCGAUCAAACUGUACGAUCACUUGCAAAAAAGGCUACAAACUCGAAGGAGCGCGAACGCGUAUGUGCGUUGGUCGACACGGCACCUGGUCAAAAAGACACAGUGUAAGCCGUUGUAUAGAUAAAACACGUCCAGUUUUGCAUUGUCCGCCGAACAUCACUGUAAGUACGAUGCCUGGCAAAAAUUACGCUUACGUCAGUUGGUUAAUACCGAACGCAACGGACAAUUCAGGAUCUAAGUGCAACGUUUGGAGCAAGCCGCACGUGACGUUUCCGUGGAAAGUUCACAUUGGAAAGCACACGGUUAAAUACAUUGCCCAGGACAUCAGUGGCAACAGAGCGAGAUGUUCAUUUAGCGUGUACGUGGUUGACAAGGAACCUCCGAAGGUGGAAAAUUGCGAGAACAAUGAGCUGUUUUUUAAUGGAUCAGAAUCUGCAGGUGUCCAAGGCUCGAAUUGGGACGAGCCUGUUUUUUACGACAAUUCAGGGCUAGCUGUGAAAGUGAAUAGAACUAUUCAUACGACGAGCGAGAGGCGACAUUCUGUUUUUUAUACCGCCGGUGACAAGUUCGAUAACAUAGCUCAAUGCCUUGUAAAUUUAACAAUACAAGAUGCGUGCGAUAACAUCCCGAAACCUCUGAACGGACACGCCGAGUGUAUCAACACUAAUAAAAAGGGAAAGCAAUGCUACUUAUAUUGCAACGAGGGAUAUGCGUUCGCAUUUAAUACUCCUCAUCACAAGAUAUUGAAAAAUCACACUGUUCAAAUCGUAACGUGCCACCCGAUAAAGCACACAUGGAAUACAGCUAUUAUUCCUGACUGUUCUGCUAUUAAAGUUCCUGACACAAUUUCUCAAGAGACCAGCAUCAUUUUAGAUGGCGAUUCCAUUGAUUGCGAUAAUACGGCGUUGCUGGAUAACCUUACAAAACGCAUUAAUGACAGCUACAAUUUCAACGUUAUAAGUAUCUGCGGAAAUGAAUUAGAAUGUAAUGUAAAACAUGAGAUAAACUGCAAACAAUUCGUGGCGCGUGUCACGAGAAAUAUUGAUAAUGUAGCGGAUGAUGUCAAUAUUGAAAAGCGGGGACUGAAAAGGCACGGAAAAAGUAAGACCGAUAUUCUGCGAAAUUUGCCGAGGAGAGAACAAAUUGAAAUGAGAUUUACAUUCAUCGCAAAGAUAGUUGAACAAAAUCAGAAUAAUACUCGACUUGGGAUCAUGAAAUUAAGAGAAAAAAUUCAAUCGCUGACCAAAUCCGGGCAGCUGGACUUGCUGGAUAGUGAUACGAACAAAGAAAUCGGAAAAUUGGCAUUAAACCUUCAUGUAUUAUUUAAUGAUCCGCUGGAAAUAUGCGAGCCUGGCAGUAUAAUGAAGAAAAAUGAUUGCGUUAAAUGUCCUGCUGGAACAUUUCACAAUUCAACGAGAGGACACUGCCAGUCUUGUCCCAUCGGAGAAUACCAAAGCCAAUUGGGAGCCACAGCAUGCGAGAAGUGUCCUAUAAAUUUUUUCACGAGGAGAACGCACGCAAGAUCUUAUGCCGAAUGCAUACCGGCAUGCCGACCGGGAUAUUACUCUCGACGACGGCAUCAUCCAGAUCUUACGGUCUCCCUCAUUCCCUGCGUAUCCUGCGAAAUUGGAUUUUACCAGCCGCAAUACGGACAGAGCCGAUGUUUGCCGUGUCCCCGGAAUACGAUUACCGAGGGAAGAGCGACGACGGCAAUGACCGACUGUUUGCCCGUAAAUAGAGCUCAGAUCGAUUUGUGCAGGACGAAUCCCUGCCUUAAUGGGGCCACUUGUAUGAAAGAAAAGGACAGCUUUAGCUGCGAGUGCCGCGAUUAUUACGUCGGUUCUCGAUGUGAAAUAUUUGUAAAUCCGUGCAUUUCAUCGCCUUGCUCAAGUGCUGGCCAGUGUAUUUUGAAGAAUACUAGCCAAAACCAGUGGACUUACUUUUGUUCCUGCAGACCAGAUUAUACAGGAACGUAUUGCGAGACUUUGGUAAAUGAGUGUUCGUAUAGUCCAUGUCGAAACGGUGGUACAUGUUUGAGUACUGACAUGGAUAUUACAUGCACCUGUCAAGACGGUUUCGAAGGCAAUUUUUGCGAGGUCGCAGUGAAUCACUGCUCGCCUUCGCCUUGCGAAAUGAAUUCGACUUGUCGCAGCGUCAACGGCACCUGGAAGUGCUUCUGUCGGCCGGGCUAUUUGGGGAUGCGUUGUAAUUUGCUGCCCUGCGACUGGCUCCCCUGUCAUCUCAAUGAAAUAUGCGUUAACGUGUUGAAAGAGAAUGCAGAUAAGAGUGACUACAGGUGUGAAUGUCCUGCUGGUUUUACGGGUAGAGGCUGUUAUACUAGAAUCGAUCAUUGCGCGAAUCAUCCAUGUCAAAAUAACGGGACGUGUAUCAAUAAUUCAUCAGGCUAUACGUGCAAUUGUCGAGUCCCAUUCACAGGAUCUAAAUGCGAAACAGAAUUAUCAUCUGAUUAUAUAUUGCAGUUUUCAAGAUCCGGUAUAAAUGAUUUCGUAAUAAUGCCUGGUCCAAAAAAAAAUGUAUCGGAGUUUACAGUGUGCUUCUGGUUACAAUCAAUCGAUCCUUUCAAUUACGGAACAGUAGUUUCCUACGCAACACUCUCGCAGGACAAUGCACUCACCUUGACGGACUACAAUGGAUUUGUUUUGUACGUGAACGGAGAGAAGGUUAUUACUGACGCUCGAAUGAACGACGGCUAUUGGCAUUUCAUUUGCGUCAAUUGGGAAAACAAAUUGGGUUCCUGGCAAUUUUACGUCGACGGUAUUCUUGCAGAUAAUGGAACGUUUUUGGCAAAAGAUACGGAAAUUCAAGCCGGGGGAACUUUUGUUUUUGGCCAAGAACAGGAUGAAGUUGCCGGAGGUUUUUCAGAAUCUGAAUCAUUCCUUGGCAAACUAUUUUUAUUGGAUAUUUGGGAUUUUAAACUUGAAGCUGAUUACAUAAGUCAAUUGAGUAAAACUUGCCAGGAAUACUAUGGGUCAUUAAUUGCGUGGGCGCAAUUGCAGGAGCAUAUUAGGGGAAAAGUAGAUAUCAUGGAUAGUACAUUUUGUCAAGGCUGUCCUUUGCCGGUGGCACCUUUCAAAGGUUACCUCAAUAUAACACAAGAUGGAUUAGAAGUUCUUUAUUCUUGCGAGACUGGCUAUGAAAUACGUAAAAAUUACGAACACAUGAAGAGUUUGAAACGAAAAUGCUUGAAGCAUGGUCACUGGGAAGGCUUUCAAGUGCCUAACUGCGUGCGAGUGAAUUGUCCAUUUCCGGGAUACUUUUUGAGAGGCCACGUAGAAGGCAGAUCUUACAUGUACGGUGAUAAAAUUACGUAUCACUGCAAUGAAGGCUACAAUCUUAGGGGUAAUCCACAGAGAAUUUGCAAAGCUGAUGGAAAGUGGAGCGGAGUUACUCCGUUUUGCAUAGGAGUAACUUGUAAAAAUUUGUUGGCUCCCGAUCAUGGUGAUAUAGAAUACAUUAUCGUCGAGCACGACAGAGACGAUCUAUCUAUACUUCAGGUAGGUCAACAGCUCGAAUUCAAAUGCGACUCAGGAUACUUCUUGCACGGACAUAAGCUGUUAACGUGUCUCGAAAAUGGCACAUGGGACCACAAAAGGCCAUCCUGCAUAUCAACGGGUUGUCCACCUCCGAAAGAAGUUAGUCACGGUCGCAUCGUCGUGAAUAUCUCCUCGGAUUCCUCGGAGGCAUCAGACUACAGCGUUGGGACUCCGUUGGGAAUCGCGAAGAUGAGACUCGGAGCCGACGCUGAGCCGCUUUACUUUUACGGAGACGUCGUGGCUUACUCCUGCAAACCUGGUUACAAAUUCGAGGGUAAUCACAACCUCCUCGCGGAAUUCAAGCUCCAGUGUACGACCAGUGGAGCCUGGACUGGACUCGUACCCGAUUGUGUCCCAUUAAGGUGCUCGCCCCCUGAUACACCCGAAAACGCAAGGAUUUAUCUUAUGGAAGUGGACGAAGAAAAUGGUACCACGGUUGAAACACUUUUAGAUGAGGUGCCUCAUAAUUACAGUUUUGUAGACAAGGAAGACGAAAACGCCACUCAAUCUAAAGUAAACAUUACUACGAAUAUUUUAAAUGGCCACUUUGUUCCUGGCGCAAAAAUCAAAAUUGUUUGUAACGAUGGGUAUGAAGCCAUGACCGAAUCGGUUAUUCAGAAUUGUACCGAAAACGAAAUAUGGAGUGGCGAAGAUGUGAUAUGUGAACCGCUGCGAUGUUCCGUGGAAAAUCAUCCAGUCAUCGGUAUAUUUAUGAAUAAUACAGCGAAAUCCUCAAUAGAAACUCAAGAAUAUCAGCCUGAUGAAGAAGUUGAAAAUUACGAUAAAGAGAAUGUUACCGAUAUAUCGAAAAAUCUUGUAAAAAGUUUCGAUUUCUUUUUUGAGGGAGAUUCCUACGGAGAAAAAGUUAUCUUACAGUGUAGAAAUAAUUUUAAAAGAACUUUUCCAAUCGAUAGUUCUAAUCGCAAUAAUUUAGAGUUUGUAUGGCAAUGUGGCAAAAAAGGGACCUGGACAUUUUUGAAUUCUGCUUUGGACGAAAAUGAGACGGUAAAAAUGAUUUUGAACGAUCAAAGGAGUAUUUGCGCAGCUCAUAAAUGCCAAUUACCGAAAUUACUUUUGAAUGGAGAUUUAGAAACUGGAAAUGACACAAAAAAACGUGACGUCGAGGUGAAAGAAAUCGAUGAAACUAUAUCUUUUAAAUGCAAUCCAGGAUACAUUUUAACAGGUCCCGAAAAAUCGAUUUGCUUAGCAAAUGGAACAUGGUCUACCAUUCCGAGUUGCAAACCUGUCACUUGCGAAAAACCUACAAAAGUGCCAUAUGCAGAAUUGAAAACUGCCAAUUCUGAAUCGCUAACGCUUGGCAGUACAAUUUUUUAUCAAUGCGUGUCCGGCUACAGAAUUUUUGGACAACUUACUUCACGAUGCUUAGUCAACGGUAGAUGGUCUAAAGUAAAUGGAAGAUGUGCCAGAAUAUCUUGUGGGAAGCCACAACUUGCAGUAGGCGCUUCUAUACAAGGCAAUUCUUAUCUAUAUCAAGACCGUUUAAUUUACAUUUGCCCUAAUGGGAAAUUCCGAGAUUUUAUUGUGUGUAAUCGAGGUGGGAAAUGGAGCAAUUUACCCAAAUGUAUAUAAAAUAAACAGAUUUUUAAACGCGCUAACUGCACUUAAACUGCAUUUAAACAGUUUAAGAAGCUAUAGUUUUUUAACGAUUUCCUAAUACAUAUAAGUUUAUUAUUCUAAAUGUAGGUUAAAUAAAUAAAAGCAUUUGUAAAAAUUGUGUAUGUUAUAAAUAAAGAUCAAUUUAUUAUAAACACAUGUAUAUAUCUUCGCUUAUUGCAUCAACAUUCAUUUUUUUUAGUAUUCAACCCAUAUCUUCAUGCCAGUUUUUUGUCAAGACUGACGUGUAAAUGUACAAUUGUCGCCGAUUAUCUAUUUAAUUUUUCCAUAAAUUGUAUUUGAGACUUUUUGGUCACUCACUUUAUCAAGUCGAUGAAAAACCGUAAAUAUUUG
Molecule: messenger RNA, 7145 nt
Organism: Nasonia vitripennis (jewel wasp)
Lineage: Eukaryota; Metazoa; Arthropoda; Insecta; Hymenoptera; Pteromalidae
Product: sushi, von Willebrand factor type A, EGF and pentraxin domain-containing protein 1
Exons: 33
Coding region: 21-6767 (2248 amino acids)
Molecular function (GO): calcium ion binding
Source: RefSeq, a predicted model, not a curated record